Molecule: messenger RNA, 4315 nt
Organism: Cryptococcus amylolentus CBS 6039
Lineage: Eukaryota; Fungi; Basidiomycota; Tremellomycetes; Tremellales; Cryptococcaceae
Exons: 8
Coding region: 695-4231 (1178 amino acids)
Molecular function (GO): protein binding
Source: RefSeq, a predicted model, not a curated record
CCAUGCUCUCCCCCGCCCAUGUCCCCCUCCCAGGCUCCCCAGCUGCCUCCCGCCGCUCCUCCACCUCCUCCGCCCCCUACACCUCCUCGCCCCUCGCCUCGCCCCACACCCCGUACCGUCCUCGGCUCGACAGAUUCACUACCGCCGCCACCAUCAAGCCCGAAGAAGACGACUCGUUCAAGGAGGGCGCAAGAAUCAGCGUCAACCAGCCUGUCGGGUCAAUCUCCAUCAGCCCCAGCAGCAGGGAUGUCUGUCUGGCGUCGAGAAAGGGCCUGUAUAUCCUCGACUUGGCAAAUCUCCACAAUGCUCCCCGGUUCGUGCCCCAGGGCGGGACAUGGCAGAUAGCAGACGUACAAUGGUCACCCCAUCCAGCCACUGCACACCUUAUCCUCUCCACGUCCUCUCAGAAACUCCUCGUCUGGGAUCUAGCCGCGGCCCGCCCGCUGCUCAAGUCAUUCGACGCUCAUGAGAGAGCCAUCACAGAUAUCAACUGGCACGCCCUCAACCCCAAUCGAAUGGCUACAGUGUCUAUGGAUGCCGGUAUCCGAGGGUGGGACUUGAGGUGUUUCGACAAACCGGUGAUGCGGCUGUGCGAUUGGGGAGCGGCCGGAACGCAAGUCAAAUGGAACAGACGGCAUGACCAUUUGGUGGCUACGGCGCACGGCAAGAUAGUGCACAUCUGGGAUGACAGGGUAUGUCGUAUCUGGCGUAUCUAGGAGCUAUCCUGACGAUCGGGCAGAAAGGGUCGGUGCCAGUCACUACCAUACAGGCGCACGACGCCAAGAUCUAUGGCAUUGAUUGGGACCGCGAGAAUCGACACAAGCUGGUCACCUGCUCUUUAGACAAAACUGUCAAAUUCUGGACGGUACCCGAGUUGGGCGGCUCUUCAGACCCAGAUAUGGAUUACCACUCGACGCUCCCGGCACCCAGCGAACCAUCGCACACCAUUCAAACGCAUUACCCCGUCUGGCGAGCCCGACACUUGCCGUUUGGGCGUGGUGUUCUCUCCCUCCCCCAACGGGGUGAGAAGGCUCUCGAAAUGUUUGGCGUGGGUGAUGACGCCCCUGUCGAACGCUUCGCCGGGCACGAGAAUGUCGUCAAAGAUUUCGUUUGGCGUGUCCGCGGUGGAGACAGUGAGGCAUUUGAUGACCGAGAAUUCCAGCUCGUCACUUGGUCGAAAGAUCGAACACUCAGAAUAUGGCCCAUCACGCAAGAGCUGGAAGAGCGGGUUGGAUGGCAGCAUGGAGCACCCAUCACAGUACUUGUAUCGAGACGAGGCGCUCCCGACGUCACCUACACCAAAGACCCGUCCAACACUGAUACAGACGCGCCCAAGCUCCCGCCUCCUAUCGUCAACCCUCACCCCACGCAGAAUCAGCCCUCGAAUCUCACACGUCAGAAACUCGCAAAGCCCGAAAUACAGCCUGGUAUGACCAGGGGUGGCAACAAGGUCCGCGGAAUGGACCAGCUGGAGUGGCUGACCAAGGUUGUCAAGAACGCUCCCAGUCCCGAGCAGAGUCUCACGUCGAGUAGGAUGCCGAGUAGGUCGAGACCGCCGCCGGGGAGCCGCCCAGGAAGUCGGGCGAGAAGCCGGUCUGCGAGCAUGGGUGGUAGAAAAGAGUGGAAGAGCUUGAAGGACGAGCUAGUAUCAGUCAGCAAGGCGUACCCAAGGCCCAAGAUUAAUUUCGAAAAGAUCGACCUGGCCCAUCUCAAGUUGACGAUAUCACUUCAGGGACCAUGGGCGAAUGGCGAUCGUCAAGCAUUCAUCCGUAUACACUGGUCGUUCCCUGCGAACUAUCCAUAUGGCCCUGAAAUCCCGUCAUUCGAACUGGAGCGAAAUCCCACAAUGUUACCAUUGACCCGCCAAACCUUGGUGAUGACGAUCAAAGAAAUGCGUGCUCACAACAAGCAGUGCCUCAUCGAGACGACCGGUUAUCUCUUGGGUCUCCACGAACGCCAAGGUAGACGGCGCGGUAUAGACGAGAGUGACUCUGAGAGCGAGCGAGGAGAGCCGACCAAGCAGAGUGACGAUGUUGUACCAGAGAUGAUGCUCCGGAAGACCUGUGGUGCUACAUUUGGGCCAAAUGGCCAGCUGGUGUGUUUCUUUCCGAAGCAGGUCAUGUUGCCUCGCACUCGCAACUUCUCGAGGUCACCGUCGAUUACGCGUGACAACCCACCGCCGAUGCUGAAGGCCAUGUCGGCGCUGUCGCGACUGCAGAAUCCUCAUCACCGAGCGCUGGUCCGGUACAAGCCUCGCCAUCGCCGGCUCGAAGUUGUCGAGUCCAUGCCGCCACCUUCAGGGUCGACAAUGACCAUCUAUGAUGUCGGCCACCUCGGUCAUCCGAGUGCAAAGCUAGCGACAGUGUAUGGAAUGUCAGUGGAUGCAAACAUGGGGUACGCCUUGGACGCAAAGAGACUGGAUCAUGCGGAAAUAUGGGCAACCAUACGGGGUAUCUUGGCAGAUCCACCUCCCGCGUAUACAAUCCUACCACAAGUGGUCGGGAAGAAGGAUGAUCCGAGGAGGGAGCGGAUGAUUUGGGAGCAGGGCAUGGAACGCAAAAGGAAGGUUCUAGAUACACUGUUUAGUAUUCUCAUUCAGCGCCGAGAUCUCCAACUUCUCGCUCUCGUGUCUUGUAUCAUCCACGAGUACAGCAAGACCAUGUACAUCCCGCCGCCAGUCGAAGCAUACGUCAGCCACUCUCCAGUGCUAGACUACUUUACACUACGAUUUCCUUCGCACUCCAGUCCUGUUGCUGCGACGCCUGCUAUCCAAAGAGCUUCCAGCUCCAUCGUCCCCCUCAGCCCAUCCAAUUCGUCUUCGUUCCGCACUUCGGGCUGGUCACAGAUACUGAACCCAUCUGGUAUAUCGUUACGAGGCGCUUUAACUCCCAAAGAUAGGACAUCAUUCAGUGAUCUGCCUUUCGCCAAGGCCACUCUGGGGACAAGCUAUGAGGAUCAGAAUUCGCCUACUGGUCUUGCUAUUCCAGGCAUGAGAGUCAUGGAGAGCCCUCGGGUUGCUAGGAAUGACAAGCCCAAGCUCACAGAUGCCAUCUCUCCCUCGCCACCAUCUGUGGCCCCACUGCACGCGUCAGGUCCAGAUAAAGCUUUAGCCACCAGCGGCGAGCCAAGAACACAAAAGGUCUCCUUUGGCUCAGCAAGUCCCAUAGGCCGCGGAGCGCGGGCGCACUCUUCAGCGGGGUAUCAUGUUGGUGAUUCUGGGAAUACAGGCAUCAUUGGACCUAGUACGCCGACCCGAUCAGAUGAGGCGCAGAAUAAGGAGGUGAAGGGGUGUGGUGUGAAGGUGGCGUUCCCAAAAGAUGACAGUCCCUCGCAGACUCUAAUAUAUCCCGCGAUGAUGGCCGUUUGCGAAGCCUGGAAGUUGGCUUACGCCGACUAUCUCCUUCGACACAAUCUUUUGGGUAUCAGGACGACUUUGCUGAUGUAUCGAUUCAUACCGCAUAAUCAGCACUCGGCCGUCCAAGCCGCUAGCGGAAAGAUUGGCGGCAUAGUCAGCGCCCCUGAUGAAGAAGCAAGGACUGACAGUCCUCUCUCUUCUAGAGUAUGUGUACCUUGCUCUAGUGACCCAAAACGUACAUGCGCAAUCUGCAAUGGGGCACCAAAAAAGGCCGUUUGUUCUUUCUGUCGAGUCCCUAUCAAAGGUAUUUCGAUGGGGUGCACAAUCUGUGCCCACAAAUUCCACGCUAAAUGCUUUCAACACUACUUUUUAUCGCCCAUCACGACACCCAUGACAUGUCCCGCAUGUUCUUGUUCCUGCCUCGCCCAUAAGGGCAUCUCCACACCGCUGUAUGCGGUAAAGACUUUGCCCAAGCACAGCCCCAGUGUCACGCGAGGGUUCGCCCGCGAGACGUUACCUUCUGCUGGGGGUUAUCAAGCCGUCCGGCCCAGGGCUGUAUCUGGCCAAAAUGACCCAGAGCCGACAGAAGAUGCCAGAGGCCGGCUCACCUAUGCUAGCCUGGUGAAAUUGGGCGCUAUCAAGGAGAAUUUGGGUCUCGGAUCGGGGUCUGGAGAUGGAGGAGGCUCAAUGAUCAAUGCGGGGAUGAGCGCCUUGGGUCUACAUCAAGAUGAUGAUGAUGAGGUUGGGAUGGAAAGGGAAAGGACCCUGCGGGGAGAGCAGAGGAGUAAUGAGCAAAGAGGCGGUGAUGGAUUGCUGUCGAGAGCGAGGUGGGGUGGAGAUGGGUUGCUGCAUUGGAAAGGGGCCACACAGAGCUGAUGCUUCCCUGAAACGUACUCAUGGACGUACUUUAUAAUUAGUAUUACUUUAUAUUUAGUAUAGUGAUGCAGUCGCUAUCCCCAG